AUGAGUGCAGUUUAUACCACACACAAGAUAUCCAAUCAUUUAGGUAGAUUUGGAUUCGAUUUCUACGAAAAUGAGAAAAAGCUUGUUUCCGCAGGAUAAGAUUGUGUUUUUAAGUUAUACGAUAUUUAAGAUGGAGAUUUUAAGCAAAUUAAAACAUAUAAUUGCGAAGAUGUAUUUGAUCUUUCAGUAAAUCAAGCAAAUAAUGACAUUUACCUUGGUUAUUAUGAGAGCAAAAACUUAAUUAAGGUUAACGAUAUUGAUAAUAUCGAUGAGAUUAUAGGAGAAGAGAUAGCUUCAUUUACAGGACCUGUUUAUAAUAUAUCAAUUAGUAAUAAAUAAAAGUUCAUAGGUGUUUCAACACAAGAAAACAAAGGUUAUUUGAUAAAACUAAAUGAUAAUGGCACUCUCACUUAAAGAUACUUAAAUGAUAAUCAUGUAGGAAGUUGCUUAUUUACUACAGUAGACCAAGAAGGUGAAUAUGCAUUAACCAUUGGGUGUGAUGGAAACAUUCACAUAUACAAUGUUAAAAAUUUUGAAACUAGUGAUGCUGUAUUUGAAACAUAAUUGCAUGUUACUGUUACAAUGGUAACUGAAAAAGAAUAUGUUAUGUAAUGCUCAUUCAACGAGUAACACUAAAUAGCAUUAGGAGGAAAUUAAAGUUUGCAAUUAAUUUCCAGAGAUGAAAAUGGCAAAUGGAUUUUAACAAGAAUUCCUGAAAUUAAUCACUAAAGAGAUAUUCAAAUUUGCUAAUGGGUAGAUGGAUAAUCUAAGUAUUUGAUCACAGCAGGUAUAGAAAAAGAUGUAAAAAUUUGGAAUGUUUAGGAAAAGUUAUGUAUUGGAGUUGUAAAUUGUGAAGAAAAUAUCUGCUCUAUAAGAUACAGCAAAGUUAAUAAAGCUCUUUUCAUUGGAGAUACAGAAGGUAAUCUCUACCGUUGGAAUGAUUUAGAUUUUGAAAAAAUGACAGAAACUGCUAAGGCUAAUCAGCAAACAAUAAAGCAAUAACCCAUAUCAAAACAUAAGGAAAGUAGCGAAAUCACAUAGAAUUAAAAAUUUGGUACACCAUAAGAAAAGUCAGCUUAAUCAUCAAAAGAAGAUGCCAUUAAAAAAUAAAAAUAUGCCUUGCUUAUGGAGGAAGAAGAUGAUUAAAUUGAAUCUCAUACAAAGUCUUCUGUUGUUAGUGAUACAAAAAUGUCAACAGAAAUAUAAGAGUCAAAGGUUGAUCAAAAGUAACUGAAGAAGAAGAAUUAAAAUCUCUUAGAAUCGCUUCAAGAAGAAAAAAUAAAAGCAAAGGAAUUACCAUAAGUUAAGGAAAAAAUAGCAAAGAAUGAGCCUGUACAAACACCAACUAAGGAAAUGAGCACAUUGAGCAUAAAUGAAAGCGAACAAUAGCAAAAAAGACAUAAGAAAAAUCUUAAAAUCCAAGAUAUAAUUUAUCCUUCUUCAGUUUCAAAGCAAUUAAAUAGAUCUUGUAUCCUUUGGAAUCUAGUAGGCCAAAUCAUUCUCAGAGAAGAAGAUAGAAACCUCUUUUUAGAAUUUGACUUUCCUGAUAAAGAAUUUCAUAGUAGAAUAACAAUUAAAAAUUUACACAAUUAUUCUAUGGCUGCAAUGAAUCGUCAAGGAUUUAUUCUUGCUUCCAAAGCUAUAAAUUCCUCAUAAGAAUAUGAAAGUGAAGAAGAUUUUGAGAGAUUUGAUUUCCAUCAAGAUGCAUAUAGCUACUCCUGUAUUUAUUUCUAAUCACUUUCCAAGUCUGAUAAAACUCUUUGGAGCUUAAAACUUGGCUAAGAUGAAAAUGUAGAAACAGUUGCUAUAGGAGACGGAUGGUGUGCAGUUUAGACUGAUUUAUAAUACAUUAGAAUAUACAGCUUUUCAAGCAUGGAACAGCAUUGUUUUUGCAUUGAUAAACCAGCUGUAUGCAUAAGUGGCUAUAAAAAUAUUUUAGCAAUAGUUUAUUUAGAAGGUGAACCAAUUUAUGGAUGCUAAUCAAUUAAACUUAAAUUCUUUGACGUAAAUUCAGGCGAAAUGAUCAAGGAAAUAGGCGUCCCAUUAACACCCUUUACUACAUUGACCUGGUUUGGUUUUUCAGAAGAAGGUUUAGUUUUAACUAAAGACUCUAAAGGAGUAAUCAGAGCUCUUAUUGGAUAUAGUAAUUGGACUCCUAUUUACGAGCAACCUCAUAAUAAAAAUUUUUGGCUUAAAGGCAUGGUUGACUAUAAAUUAGCUGGCUUUUUACUUCCAAAGGAUGAAUUAGAACCUAGACUUACUUAAAUAUAUCACGAAAAAUGUUUUGAUAUGCAAUUACCCCUUCCAACUGGAGAUUAUUUUGAAUAAAAUGACGACUACAAAUCAAUGAGACAUAACUAACUUAUUUUAAAGCAUGAACAAUAUAGAUAUCAAAACUUAGAAUAAAAUUAAAAAUUAGAAGAAAAAGUAAAAGCUUUACAGAAGGAUAUUGAUGUAAAAGUUCUUAGACUAUUUUAGCACUGUUUAAAAUAUGACGAACCUCAAAAGGCUUUAUAAAUAGUUAAAAAUAACCUUAUAAAUCUUCUUUAUAUUGAUUCUUGCAUCCAAAUAGCAUAAAAGUUAAAACUUAAGCAAUUAAUCUCAGAUCUUUAACAAUUAUAGCAGGAUAAAGAAUCAUAAAGUUAAUUUAUUUAGUCCAUAGUUUAGGCAUAAAUGAAACCACAUUAGAAAAAUUUAAUUAUUGUCUCUUAAUCAGAAAAAGAUCAUCUUAAGCUUAAAAAUUCAAAUAAGUUGGUCAUCUCCAACACUAAAAAUAAUGGGUUAGAUAGUGAAGAUGAAGAAGAAGAAGAUAGCAAAGGUUAAGAUGAUUUGCAUGAAUAAGAAAAUAAAAAGUAAAAUUCUGAAUCUAAAAAUGGCAGCUCGUAAAAACAAGGAUAAGCAUAAAACCAAGUAGAAAAAGGAAUUUAAAUUGCAGAAAAAAAAAUAAUUGGAAAUAAUCCCUUUUAAAAAUAAACAAAGCAAACAGUAUCAGUAGAAGAAGGAUUAUUUAGUGUGAAUAAUAAGAAAAGAAAAGACGAAAAUUUGCUCAAUCAAAAACCAAAAGAAAGUAAUAAAAAAUUAAAAUUUUGA
Molecule: messenger RNA, 3090 nt
Organism: Tetrahymena thermophila SB210
Lineage: Eukaryota; Ciliophora; Oligohymenophorea; Hymenostomatida; Tetrahymenidae
Exons: 10
Biological process (GO): DNA-templated DNA replication; mitotic cell cycle; DNA repair
Cellular component (GO): nuclear replication fork
Molecular function (GO): chromatin binding; protein binding
Source: RefSeq, a predicted model, not a curated record